Pimephales promelas (fathead minnow) is the source of this 2261-nucleotide messenger RNA. NCBI's taxonomy places the organism in Eukaryota, Metazoa, Chordata, Actinopteri, Cypriniformes, Leuciscidae. The record is from RefSeq and is a predicted model, not a curated record.
CUCUGAAGCGCGCGGAGUCUCGAGGCACGCGACGCGUCGCUACAAACGCGCACUUGACGACAACGGUCGCGCGGUGAUGCCACUCCAGGUCUGACAGAAACACUGCACAUAGCCUAAUACAUGCUCACUCGCAUCACUCCACCAUGACCAUGAAGACCUGCUUCUACACUCAGCGGUCUUAUUUUAUGCAGGAUAAUGGAGCAAGCCCAGACAUCCAGUCACCUAAUGUUGAUUUGUUUGAUUUUGCCACAGGCGAGUGUCAGUCACCUGCCACACAUGAAGUGUCGGAACACACUCUUGAGCUCAAUCGACAGCUUCAUGCCACUCUCAGGAGAAAACAAGAGGAAAUAUCCACCCUGAAGGAGACGAAUGCCCAGCUGAGAAGUCUUGCUAAACAGACUGAGCAUUACGCUAUAUUACUAGAUAUCUUGACAACUUCGUUCCAGAGAGACUCUGUGUCACAAUGUACACCUGUGAGCUCAACAGAGGAUCAUUCUUCUGAACACUCCUGGAUCUCUCUGCUCACACAGGAAGAGCCAUCGGAUCCAUCUUCCACAGCUCUAACUAACUCCACCUCUACUGACACACAAAGCCCAACAUCAGGGGUCAAGGGGCAGCUGUGGUCCAGCUGGAAUGAGCUUCUCAGUGAAGGACUUUUCUGUGAGGACACCAGCUUGAAUUGUCCGUCAGGAUCCAAGCAGCUCAGACUUGAUAAUGAACUUGUGCAGGUAGACUUGGAGCAUCUGAAGGCCCAGGUGGACCAGGAUGAACAGGCUCCUCAACAACUAAUAGACGAUUCAGUGCUGACUAAGAAUCAAAGCUUUGAGAUGUCCUCUGAAGGGUUAGCCGCACAGAGGAAGAACAUAUUUGGGGCUUUCCACGGAUUUCGGGUGGUUACGGAAACCCAAUCCAUCAAAUCUGAUCUGAACAUGAACAGUGAUGAUUGGAAAUUUGUGUGCUUCAAGACCUCAAUCAGAGACCACAGUACAGUCAAGACAAAGGUUUUCCCACAUGGAAAGGUAUUCACCUCUCACACACCAAUUGGAUCUUGUCGGUUCCUUUGGGUUCCUAAUGAGCAUUGAACAGAUACUGAACAGUAUAUGGUCCUGUUUACACCUGGUAUUAAGAUGCGUUUUGAACGAUCAGAUCUUUACUAGACAAGGGAGACACAAACUUGUUCACACCUGGUGUUUUUAUCCAUCGCUUUUGCCCACUUUCAACCACGUCUGUUCUGAUUACAUUGAAGCAAGGUCUAUGGACAAGGUGAAUGUAUCUAAUGGACGAAAUAAGCUUGCACAAUUUACAUAUAAAUGAGACCAGAGACAAUGGAAAGAAAUACUUUUGCAGCAGAGUGUGUGUUAUAAAUCAGGAAUGGUGAGAGAACAUCGUGUUUGGUACAUUUUUCGUUUUCGAACCAAACUUUAUGGGAUCUUCUAUGGGAACUAUGGGAUCUUCCCAUAAUGUUUAUGCAUUAGGUCAGUAGGCGGAGAGAAAACGGUCUUUUGUGGCUGUUUAAACACAUUCGAAUUGGUUUUCGACUACCUCUGGAAGUUGCCAAAAGUGGACAAGCUCAAAACGUUUUAGACCCCAUUUUACACCUGCAUUUAGCGUUGUCUACUUGUGAUCUGAUCGACCAAAACGUAUCUUAAUUUCAGGUCUAAACGGGACCUAAGAUUCAAAGAGUAUUCUAUUACCAGCAGCCAUAUUACCCUGAAGCCCUAGACUAAGCAGGGCUGACCCUGGUUAGCACCUUGAUGGGAGACCUUCUGGGAAAACCAGUUUGCUGCUGAAAGAAGUGUUUGUGAGGCCAGCAGGGGGCGCUCACCCGGUGGUUUGUGUGGGUCCUAACGCCCCAGUAUAGUGACGGGGACACUAUACUGUCAAAGAGCACCGUCCUUCAUGUGAGACGUUAAACUGAGGUUCUGACUCUCUGUGGUCAGAUGUCCUUCGGAAAAUAGAGUAGGUGCGUAACCCCGAUCUAAAUUAUUUCUUGUUCAAGAAGCUAUUUCACUCAGAUAUACAUAUAUCGCAACUUCUGUUUCAUGCCGACUUUCAGAGUGUAUGCUGGUUAUGUGUAGUAUGUACCUUUACGGACACAGUAUAUCCGCAAUCUUAGAAGUUUACUUGGAUGUUCUUUGACCUGCGACGUAUUAGCAAAAACAAUUUAACCACAAAGACGUUCUUAGUAUCUACAGGUACAGCAUUCACUGUUCAACUUCAACCUUAUGGGAUGCUGACUGGUUGCACACUCAAGUGUGUUC